This is a messenger RNA of Pristis pectinata (smalltooth sawfish), 1357 nucleotides long. RefSeq names its product cytokine induced apoptosis inhibitor 1 (gene ciapin1). The transcript has 9 exons. Gene Ontology annotation, biological process: iron-sulfur cluster assembly. Lineage: Eukaryota; Metazoa; Chordata; Chondrichthyes; Rhinopristiformes; Pristidae. The record is from RefSeq and is a predicted model, not a curated record. Gene Ontology annotation, molecular function: iron-sulfur cluster binding. The coding region runs from base 78 to 1118 and encodes 346 amino acids. Gene Ontology annotation, cellular component: cytoplasm.
GACAUUGAGGGAUUCAAGACUUUGAAGGAGGUGCAGAAGAGGUUACAACAUUACUGAGGGGGUGAGAGUUCAGGUGAAUGGAAAGACUGGAAGAAGCUGGAGCUGUUCUUACAGCAGAGGAAGUUCCUCCAUCUCACCCUGACCACCUGUGCUCCACCUCCCCAUGCAGGUUUACAAUGGAUCAGUUUGAUAUAAAGCCAGGCGACUAUGUGGCAGUGAUCUGGGACAAUUUGACCACAGCUGAAUCCAACUCCAAGCUGGUGCAGGACAUUCGGGCAGUUACUGGCUCUUCAGGACAUGUGGCAAUGGAGAAUAUUGAGAGGUUGCAGAUAUCUGCUCACAAGAAGUCCAGCUUUGACAUUGUGCUCUCUGGUGUCGUGCCAGACUCUGCCACCCUGCACACUUUUGACAUCUUUGCUGAAAUAGCUCGAAUCCUGAAGCCUGGAGGAAGAUUUUACUUAAAGGAGCCUGUGUGUACAUCAGGUGACGAUGGCAGACUGAAGACUGGAUCCCAGCUCAUCUCUCUGCUGAAACUGGCGGGAUUUACGGAGGUCUGUGAGAUGGAGAAGGAACCUUUAACUGCUGAUCAGCUGAGUUCCAUGAACCAAGCCAUCGACUCCCCGAGUGGCAACCUCAUGAAGCUGGGAGUAAGGGCUGAGAAACCAAAUUUUGAGGUUGGAUCCUCUUCUCAACUCAAACUGUCCUUCGUGAAGAAAACAAACUCACCACCAGAGAAGCCACAGUUGGACCCCAGUACAGCAAAGGCCUGGACCUUGUCAGCUACGGAUAUGAAUGAUGACGAUGUGGAUCUCAUCGAUUCUGAUGAGUUGCUGGAUGAAAAUGAUCUGAAGAAGCCGGACCCAGCCUCGCUCCGAGUCAUGAACUGUGGAGACAGCAAGAAAAAGAAACGGGCCUGUAAAAACUGCACGUGUGGUCUCGCAGAAGAGCUGGUGGGGAGAGGACCCAAAGAUGUGAAGACACUGCAGGUCAAAUCAUCAUGUGGAAGUUGCUAUCUGGGUGACGCAUUCCGCUGUGCCAGUUGUCCGUACAUGGGGAUGCCUGCCUUCAAGCCUGGCGAACAGAUCCUGCUGUCGAACAAGACUCUCAGUGAUGCCUGACAUGUCUGAAGAAGGCAGUUGAUGGACAUGUUGCUGUAUGUCUCCCCACCUGGGUGAAUCUGUUCCUUCCAUCAGAACUGUGGGGUCUGUGCUCUCACCUCAACCAGAUCAGUGAAGCGUUGGAUCUGAUUCAGUCAGUCAGAAGUUGUUGUUUCUCACUACCGGGUAGAUUAGGUUUAUUUGUGAUCUCAGUUCGGGGGUUUAUUGGGGUGGGGAAAUAAAUGGUGAAUGAUACCUGA